CGCCGCUUCAAGAUCGCAAGUCGCAUGGACACCGUGCUCGUGGCCGCGGAAGAGCUCUACCUCCUCAACCAGCGCUUCACGUUGGCGCGCGUCCAGCGCGUCUACGAGAUGUAUCGGCGCUACGUCAACCCACACGUGACGGACGGCGGCUACGCACUCACGCUGGACGAGGUGCUCUUCGUGCUCGAGAUCCCUUCCGACGACGACGAGGUCGAGGUCCGCGCCUUCUUUGAGCGCAUGAUGGAGCGCAGCACGACCGAGGCGCGCGAUGCGAUGGACAUGCUUGAGUUUCUCGUUGCGUUCACGCUGCUAAGCCGCGGAACUCUCCGCGCCAAGGCCCACUUCCUCUUUGUCCUUUUCGACUUUGACGUCGAGGACGAGAUCGACCAAGAAGAGCUUAGCCUUCUCAUGACGCUUGCGACGAGCGGCUUGCACAAGCUAGGGCUUGUAGAGGAAUUGCCGACGUUCGACGCCAUCACGCAGAUGAGUGCCGAUGGCUUUGCCCGCCACGGCGUCGCUGCUGGUGCCAAAAUGAACUUCAACCAGUUCCUGGACUGGGCGACGUUCCACGCCGACCCGCAGUCGCUUCUGCAGCGAUUCACAUGUGCGCUCCGACUGCACCAUCUAGUGCACGGCUUGAGCCGCCUCGCCCACCGACAAGUGGACCCGUACUACCGGUACCAGUUGGCGCUGCAGACGCCGUCGCCGCCCCUUGACGCUGUCCGCGUGCUCUGCGGCCCGAUCGUCGGCCAGGUGUCGGAUACGACCAUCGACGUCCUGUACGAGUUUUCGACGGCGGCCACCGUUACCUUUUACGCCUUUGAAGACAAAGCCGUCGUCGACCCUCAUUGCCCGCCAACCGACACGGCGUCCCGCAGGUUGCGUCUUGCAGAGUCUCAUGUCCUCACUGUCGCGGAGCAUGAGCCUGUGCUGGUGGCGUUCACAGCGCUCACGCCCGGCGCCACGUACUUGAUCGGGCUCACAGGCGUUGCAACCGGCGAUGCCAACACACGAACUGCCCGCGUCGCGACGCAGCCGCCCACUGUAACUACACUGCGUAUCACAGUGCUCAAUCACUUGGGGCCAACGCUGCUGCCGUCCCACGAUGCUCUCUCGAUGGCGACGGCCAGCGAGCUCUCGGCGGCCACGACGUCGCCCCGGCUAAUGCUUCACUGGCACUUUGGUACCUUCUCGCCCGAAAUGAUCCUGCACGCCCUCGACCUCCUCGACCUCCAAAAUUUGGCGUCCGUCCAAAGCACGACGGACGCGAUCCAGUGCCAUUGUCGUCAGGUGUGGGCACCCCUCGACGACGUUGCCUCAACCGCUUCAAACCUCGUUCUCACUGGAUGGAAGGAUGCCCUCUACGGCGGCUUUGACGACUCGCAUAUGUCACAGCUCAAGACACUGCCACAAGCCUCCCGUACUUGGCUCGAGACCUGCGUUCAGGCUAUGUGGACGAGAUAUGUCACCGCACUCUAUCCGCCGACGACAGAGUCUUCGAACGACGAGCUCGCACUGUACCGUCGCGGCCCCAUCGCGCUGAUAUACGUACCGCCGACACUUACCAGCACCGACACCCUUCAGCACCUUUUACGUGCCACGACAUCGUCGGUUUGCGUGGUGCUAACGACAUCGCCGCUGUUCCCUCUGGAGGAAGCGCCGCAACACCCUGCGUCGACCAGUCGUCAUCUUGGCGCCUUGUCGUCCUGGCUUCUUCAAGGUUCCUCAAGGCGGCUCGUAUUGCUGGCGCCCACCCACGGCGCGGGGGCAACAUCGACCGUUCAUGUCAAGGGAACAUCCUACUCGUUUCAGCAGCUAUUAUGCGGUGCACUGCGACAACGGCGGCCACUCGGACAGCUUAUGGACGGGUACCCAGCGUACGACGUCAACAAGUAUACUGUCGAGCACACGUCGUCCCACUGGGAGACACAUUUCGGGCAGCUGGAAGUCCAAGUAGAUGCAACGGUCGACGUUGCUGCACACUGCAUUGCGACUGCGCGGUGGGCUAUAUCACCGCGAAUCGUGGUAGGUCCCGUUGUCGGGCUCGUCACGGCGCGGAGCGCCCAGCUUUUGAUUGAGCUUGACGCCGACGCGGUGGUUCUUGGCGAGGCCAUCGACAUUGUGACGCAGGCGCGGUACGUCUGCCGCGAACGACUCUAUCGCGCCGAGCCCGCGGUGUUGACGUUUGACCAUCUGCAGCCGCAACGGCGGUAUCGUGUGACACUGCAGGGGCUGCGCUGCGCAUCGCCCAUCUAUGUUCAGACGCCGCACGAGCGAGCGCCGUCAUUGCACGUCACGUGGGUGGGCGGGGACGAUGCCUUUGAGAACCGGGCCUUCCAGCCGGUGGAUUCGUUUUGGCCCGAUUACCGCGAAAGCAUGACGUUGUGGCCGACCACGGACAUUACGGUGCUCCUCCAUCGAACGUCGCUGAGCCUCGCGUCGAUAUGCGCAGCGAUGGCACACUGGCGUGGCGCGCCGACGACGGCCGAAAGCGUCGUCAAGCAGUUGUUUCGAGCGACAUUUGUCACGCAGUGGAAUGCGCAAGACAACGCGGCUGUCUUGGCGCAUGGCAGCCACUGUUUUUUAGGGACCGGCUACGACUGGAGUGCUGUCAACGAGCCGAUCAGCCGCGACGUGGUCGUGUGGGCGCGCCAAGUCGCCUUUGCCUACCAGCGCCACGGUCUCUGGCCGACGCUCGACCCGUUGCGCCGGUAUGGCUACCACUGCCAAGACGGCAUCGGGUUCUUGCACCUCGAUGUGCUCGAGCAUUGUUUGGCGAAUGCCGACAUCUACCUUCAAAAUACGCCCGAGUUUUUGAGUCCCACUCAAUGGCAGCUCGUUGAAUGUGUGCUCACGCAGGUUGUGGGCCUCUGCUGCACCGUCAUUUCAUGCAGCUCGCCGAUCGUGUGGCAUCAACAUCGCCACGAGGUGCCUUCUUCUCGCUACCUCGGGCUCGAGUGGGUUCUCUACCCAACCGAGCAACAGCGGCUAUUGACCCUGGCUUUUGCAUGGAAAGCAGCGGUGCCGGGGCGCGACCUCAUCUUUGUCUGUGCGGGGCCUCAAAGUGCGACGACCACGCUCGUACACGCAGGCGUCUCGGUGACGCAAGUUGUCGUCGGUCCUGUCGCUUGCGUAGUCGAGGACCUUCCAACGCUGCCCAAUACGACGGGCGCGCUCUGCGACGGCACAGUGGCCUUUACUCACGUCUUUGGCGCGUCACCCGAGUAUGCGAGCACGAUCUUGACGCCGCAUGCGACGCAAGCGCGGUGGCGACUCCACCGACAUCAGCUGGCGCAGCCCAACGCCAAGAUUCUUGUCGGCCCCGUGCUCGGCAAACUCACACCGACAUCAAUUCGAAUCCUCAUCGAAGUCGACCGGGAUGUUGAAGCGUGCGUCUGCGUGUGCACCACACCACUCGCGACCGACCGCAUCACGGCGACGUGUGCGCUUCGAGCCUACACCCCGCUCGCCUUUUCGCUCGUGGAGCUCACACCCGCGACCGAGUACAUUGUCACGUUCGAGGGUAUCGCACCAGCGUCGGUCGUGACCCGCUUCACGACGCCUGCCACGACGCCAUAUGCCUUUUCGAUGCUCGCCGUCCACGACACCAACUGGCAAACCGUGUUGACGCGGUCGGCGGCUAGCACGGCAAUGUUGUCGACAUCAUCAUGGGCAGACAUCUUGCGCAGUCGGUCCAUCAACGCUACAGAGGCGGCGGCGACGGCCCAUACCAACGGCGACAUCCUCGGCGUCGACGGCGCCACCAACCUCUGGCAGCGCGCCGACGUCGACCAUACAUCGGCGCCGCUUCGAAAGCCGAUCGUACUUGUACACAACGGCGGCCACGUCAACUUGCGCGCCGCCUUUAGCGAUGCUGAAUUGGCGACCAUUGUCAUGCGGCUUGUGGCGAUGGACGAAGCGCACUGGGCGUCGGUGCUCCCCGAGCUUCAGCACGCGAUGCAAGAAGCCUACCGCGUCCAGUGGAACAUUCCGCCGUUUCGAGACGCUCUGCGCAACUGCAGCAAUGUCAUGCUCUUUGACGAGAUGGAUUUGUACUUUCGCUUGUCGGUGAUCGAAGGGCGGCUCGACGAGACGCUGGACGCAGCCAAGGCGGCGCGGGUGCUUCAGCUGCUCCGGGACACUGCGUACAACGUCUGGCUGCUCUACGCCAACCAGCUGGCAACAGACGUCAACCCACCCGAGUCGCUCACAGCAACACGGACUUCCAUGUUUGCCAGCUACGGCCAGUGUACACUCGUCGUGCUCAACCAGCACGCCACACCCAAGGAGGCUACAGCGGCAGCUCCAGUCCCCAAGUCGAGUGACAUUGACCUCUCCAAGGUGACGCAAACCAAUAACUUGCUGCCGCCUGGCGCGUGGCUGACGCUGGACGACGCGCUCCUCUACGCCAAGCAAGGCUGCAAGGUGCUUCUCGUGGUUCUCGCUUUUGACGCGCUUGAAGUUGCGCUCAAUCCCCUCUACCUUGUCGGUGUCAACCGGCUGUUUGAGAAGCUCUUUGAGUGGAAGAACCAGGCGCCAGGAGCCGACCGCGAGCUACACCUCGUGACGCUGGGCCCUGCGCUCACAACGUACCUCGUCACUGACCAGCGGAGCCAAGGUGUUUGUGGGUUGCAACAGCUCGCGUCGAUCUCUACGCCGACACGCGCGUCGUCGACGCCGCUGUACCCACCGAGCGGCGCCAUCACCAAGAGGUUUCUGUAUGCCAAGCAAGGCAAUGACGCCGCGGACGCGACCCAGAGCUUUGUGUCGUUUGCGUAUUUUUCAGACCUGGAUCGUGUCCAGUGUCACAUGCAGCCUGUCGUUGAGCCCUACAACAUCCCGUGCAAAGCGCUGCUCGGGCCUGUUCUCGGUCGGCUCCGUGUGGUCCAAGACCGCGAGACCGACAAGUACUCUGUGACAGCGAUGCUGCUCCUCGAAGUCAAUGCCGCCCGCGCCAUUACGUGCAUUGUCCUCGACAUUCUCUCGGGCGACGAGCAGCGGGUGACGCAAGAGCUACAGGCGUACACGCCCUCGGUCUUUCUCUUGGCGACCCUCGACGUCGAUCGGCGCUACACCUACCGUUUUGAAGGUCUCGACGACGAGACGCGAUGUGGGACGUUUCACACCCCGUCCGAGCACACUAGUGUCCUCAACAUGGUUGCUGUGAGUUCAAAUCUCAUCCAGUUUCGGGAUCCGGCCGUCGUGAACUCGUGGGACCUGCUCUUGCAACGGCUUCGUGUGCCGUGGCACGGUCUCGAUGUGCUGCUGCACGUUGGCGGCCAAGUGCCACUUCAAGAAGCCGCCGCCGAGUGUACCCACUGGCUCCAAGACGAGUGCGACCGACGCCCCAUGGACACAUUAGCGCAGGUGGUGGCGACACUGCGUCCGCGAUUGCGCCGUCGGUUCCAGCAAGAGUACUGGGCAGCGUGGAACGUGCCGCACUUCCGCCACGUCCUUGCGUGCAUUAGCAACUGGAUGGUCCGCGGGCAAGCCGACGUGGCGACGACGUACGGCCGGUCGCCCGACUUGCUGCUCAAAGAAGAUAUGAGCCUGCGAACGCUCGAAAUCUUGAGCUACAUCCACGAGAUCGCCAUGGACGUGUGGCGAGCGUACCAAGGUGCUUUGGGCUGGGGCCCCGACGCCUCGGACGCGGACGAACCACAAGGGAGUAUCGCCGAGUCCCAUGUGACGACGCCGGACCUUCCGCUCUAUUAUGCGCUUCGGCUCGAGCACAUUGGUGUGUUUGUGUUUGACCUGCGAAGCACGCGUGUUGGUGAUGUCAUUUCGUGCAACGGACGCCUCUCGACGCCACUGCCACCGACGGCGCGACCGACGAUUAGCGAGGCCCAGUGGCUGGCCUUUGAGACCUUGCUUCGAAAGAAGAGCGUCCGGGCGUUGAUCCUCGUCAUGGAGUUUCCGCUGCUGCUGACGACCCCGAAGAGUGCGCCAUUGACAGCCGCCCGGCCGCUGUUGUACAACGCGCUGGACCUGCAGGCGCACUGGGUGGCAUGUCCGUCGCAGCUGGGCCAGCUCCUUUCGCUGCUCUUCAAGUGGAAGGAGAAGAUCGACGGUCGGGACGUGGCAGUGCUCAGUGGCAACAUGGGCUUUGGUCUCGAGACGACAAUCAAAGACAAAACCUCGACGUUUGAGCUGCACAACUACACGACCGGACCGAUCACAUCGACGGUGCAGCCGUUCCCGUUUACGGAUCGUGGUACGUUUGAGAAACGUUUUGAGUUUGAGCAGCGCUUUGUGUCGCCGCUGCCGAACUACGUGCUCUUGGAAGUGGCCAUUGAGUCGCACGUGGUCGACGCGGCCGUGACGCUGACGUACGCGUCGUUGAUCGGUGACGUGCUCGAUUCGGCCAACGCGAGGGUGCUGCAUGCGCCGACGCGCCUCCGUCGACGUCCGCCGUGGUGGCGCCGCUACUGCCUCCAGGACGAGCGAGCGUUCUGGACCACGAUCGUCGUCAACAGCGUCGAGAGCCAAUCCAUCCUUGCCACGUACCUUGCCGACGACAAGGCGUACCUCAAUGCGACCAAGCGCUGGUACACCAAGUACAACUUUGUCGAUACCACGCGCCUCGCCGACCUCCAGAGCAGCUCCACCAGCCCCGAGACGCUGCUCGCGAGCUUGCACGACGUCGCCAAAGAUAUGUGGGCAACGUUCCCUCCCGCCAUCAAAGCCACGGUCGCCGUGCUCAGCGAUGUGUUUGUGGUCGAUCUCGCUCUCGAACAACUCCAGCUCGACCUCAGCGGUCCCAUUGACGUCGAGAGGUUCCGCGCCAUUUGCACGGGGCUUGCCAAAGGCGCGUGCGCGCUCAAGGCGGCGGCGACGUUGGCGGCCGAAGACGCAGCGAUUGCAUACGAGGCCGACCGGUUGGCCAAGCUCGAGCAGCAACGGACGUCGGCGGCAGCGACCGAAAAGGCGGCCGCCGAUGCGGCCGCGGACGCCGUUGCGAUGGCGGCGCUGCAGAAAGCCAACCUCCUCGAGUACGCCCAAGAAAUGAACAAGCGCGAGAAGGACCGGCUGGAGAAGGAGGCGGCCGACAAGGCGACGGCCAAAGCCGCCAAGCGCGCCGCCCGCGAAGCCGAGAAGCUCCAUCACCACGACGACGACGUGGCGCUGCACAAGGAGAAGAAGGCGCUUGCAGCGCUCAAGGGUCGGCUCGAGACGCACUACGCAUCGUUGGGGCAGACGCCCGAGUACGAAGCCAUGGAGAUCGAGUGUGGCCGGCGGACGCGCGAAGUGCAUUUGCUGCAGCAGCGACGGGACGAGUCCAAGGCCCGCGAUGCCAAGACCAAGACCAAGCCAACUGCAGAGACGAAGGGAUCGACGUAGACGCAUUAUCUAUCUCGCCUGCUCGUUGUGGAGCGCUUCGCACUCGUCAAUCCAGUCGGUGUACACGUCAA
Saprolegnia diclina VS20 is the source of this 7412-nucleotide messenger RNA. RefSeq lists its product as hypothetical. Bases 25 to 7341 code for a protein of 2438 amino acids. NCBI's taxonomy places the organism in Eukaryota, Oomycota, Saprolegniomycetes, Saprolegniales, Saprolegniaceae. The record is from RefSeq and is a predicted model, not a curated record. The transcript has 29 exons.